AUGAGGCGCGGGGGCCCCGCCGCCCUCGCCGCCUGCCUCGCCGGGGCACUCGCCGUUCUGGCGGAGCCGGCACCGGCAUCGGGACCGGGGGCGGCUGGGGGCGGCCGGCGGCCCCCCCGAAGCUACGGCCACCUGGAAGGCGACGUGAGGUGGCGGCGGCUCUUCUCUGCCACCCGCUUCUUCCUGCGCAUCGACGGCGGCGGCAGCGUGGAAGGGACGCGCUGGAGGGAGCGGCCAGGCAGCAUCGUCGAGAUCCGGUCGGUGCGCGUCGGCGUGGUGGCCAUCCGGGCGGUGCACACCGGCUUCUUCCUGGCCAUGAACAAGCGGGGGAGGCUCUAUGGGUCGAAGGAGUUCAGCCCCAACUGCAAGUUCACGGAGCGCAUCGAGGAGAACGGCUACAACACCUACGCCUCGCUGCGCUGGCGGCACCGCGGCCGCCCCAUGUUCCUCUCGCUCAACAGCAAGGGCAGACCCCAGCGAGGGGCCAAGACACGCCGGCAGCACCUCUCCACCCAUUUCCUCCCCAUCCUCGUCAGCUGA
Indicator indicator is the source of this 540-nucleotide messenger RNA. RefSeq names its product fibroblast growth factor 22 (gene FGF22). NCBI's taxonomy places the organism in Eukaryota, Metazoa, Chordata, Aves, Piciformes, Indicatoridae. The record is from RefSeq and is a predicted model, not a curated record. Gene Ontology annotation, biological process: animal organ morphogenesis; regulation of cell migration; positive regulation of protein phosphorylation. The coding region runs from base 1 to 540 and encodes 179 amino acids. Gene Ontology annotation, cellular component: cytoplasm. Gene Ontology annotation, molecular function: growth factor activity; fibroblast growth factor receptor binding. The transcript is spliced from 3 exons.